AUGAAUGCCUUCAUCCUUCUAUUCCUACUUUUUGCACCCACUUUCCAAUUGAAUAUUCGUGAUGAAAGCUUCUUGAGAUUCUGUGGUAAAGUCGGCAGUUUAACAACUACAACAGGAACCAAUUUGGAUGGUGUAACAUGUAAAGUGAUUUGGAAUAUUGCCACAAACCUGGUGAGUUGAGUUGGAACGUUUGGAAUUACCACCUGGAAUUAUUCAUUGUUUUCAGGAUGAUGUUGAACAAAUUUGCAAAAUCAAGGCUCCAUAUCCUUUGAAAUCAUUUGCCGUCGACAGUAGCAACAAGGCAGAAUGUACAUAUGAAAAUGUCUAUACAUGUCGACCGGAUUAUACUCAAAUCAAUGGAUAUUGUUAUCGAAUUAUGUCGGAUAAACUUAUCACAUAUGCAGAAGCUGGAAAAUUAUGCGAUUCGCAGAAAAUCUGGCUAGAAAUAUCUGGAAAAGAAGUGAAAAGUGCAAUUGUCGAUCUCUUUGAUGAAGAUCUCAUUCGAUUAUUUGAAUGUACGACUGUUUUUCAAAAUUCAGUGAAAUAGCUAUUUAUAUUUUUCAGUGUAUUUCGAAGAAAUGCGUUCAAUUUGGAUUCAACCAAAAGAAGAUUUCAACGAAAUCGUCGAAUACAAAGGGGAUGGUCCAAAUUAUGCGAUUGUUUAUGGAAUGGCAACAUUUUAUAGUGUCGGACCGAAUUCAUUGAUAAAAAUGCCGAAAAAUCAUCGAGCUCAGGCAAUGUGUUUUUAUCGACCAGAAGAGACGCCAAGCAGUUUUGGAUACAAAGCCAGGAAAUUGGGAAAAUAUUAUUAUCCAAUUUUGCAAAGAGCAGCAUUGACAGCAUGGAGAACUUUGGGAGCAUACAAUUAUUGGUGGGUUUAGGGCCGGUGAAGAUCCACAGAGUGUAAUUACCCCCAAAAAUUCAAUUUUUGAUUUUUUCAGGUUUCAAAAUCAAGACAAAUAUUUUGCCAUAAAUCAAUGCAAAAAUUCAAUGUCUGCAAUCGCUGGAAAUUCAGAAAUCGACGUUUUCAAUCCAACAAAAGACAAUAUGCAACUUUUACGAGAAAACGUUGAAGUCAAAGAAUCAUUCAUCAAAUCCUAUUCACCAUCAUAUCUCUGUUGUUAUAGUGUUUAUCAUUACAGAGAUUACGGCAAUUCAUAUUACAGCUAUCAUUCAAGAUUUCUUCAUUUCUCAAAAAGCUAUACAACAUUCAAUUGUGAAUCUGGAACUACAUUACCCGAAAUGACCUCUGUGUUCUACAGUUUUUCAGGACAAAGUCAUGGAGAUCACUGUAAGGAAAGAUAUGGAACCGUUUUGUUGUAUCCUGAACCAGUGUAAGUUGAAAUGAUGAAAUUGUCUUUGAAUAUAUUUUUUUCUAGAAGUGGCAUUGAUAAUUUGGAAGUUUACAAUCGUCAAGAAGCUCCACUUCUAUGCUCAAUUUUCCACAAAGAUAUCAAAGAACGAAAAAAAUGUCCAAAUGGUUGGAGAAAGUUUGGAAGAGCAAGUGGAAGAAAUGUUUGUCAUCGAUUGUUUUUGGAAGAGGUUAAUUUGUCUUCUCGAAGAGAAAAAAUAUGUGUUUAUUUUCAGAAGAUUUUCGACGAUGCUCAAAAAUCUUGUAGAUCAGAAGGCGCCGAAUUAUCCACGUUCACAUCUCAAGAAGAAUUUGAUUUCCUGAAAUCUGAAGUUUCCAAAUGGAUUGGUCUUCGAAAAAAAUCGAGUUGCACGGUGUCUCAGCCGACUGGAGAAUGCACAAAACAAAAUGUAAAGUUAUUUUUUUAUAUUAAAAAUAUAUAUUUCAAUGAUGACUUCAGAUUGUUGUUUGGGAUAGUGCUGGAUUCGAAGAUUAUUCGCAAAAUGUCAAGGAAUUGUUUGGAAAAUUGUGGCCAGCUCAUGAACCAAAUAAUGAAAAAGAUAAUGAAUAUUGUGUUCAUCUUCGAGGAAAAACUCUGCUUUUGAAUGAUUAUAAGUGAGUUUUUGUUUUUGAAAACUGGAAAUAACAAUUUGUCCAGGUGUGCUGUCACAGAAGCCUAUUCUUGUGUCAAAGAUGCUGAUUAUGAAUGA
Molecule: messenger RNA, 2061 nt
Organism: Caenorhabditis angaria
Lineage: Eukaryota; Metazoa; Nematoda; Chromadorea; Rhabditida; Rhabditidae
Source: the annotation of a GenBank genome assembly